Molecule: messenger RNA, 926 nt
Organism: Cheilinus undulatus (humphead wrasse)
Lineage: Eukaryota; Metazoa; Chordata; Actinopteri; Labriformes; Labridae
Product: BET1 homolog
Exons: 4
Coding region: 1-498 (165 amino acids)
Biological process (GO): endoplasmic reticulum to Golgi vesicle-mediated transport; vesicle fusion with Golgi apparatus
Cellular component (GO): SNARE complex; Golgi trans cisterna
Molecular function (GO): SNAP receptor activity
Source: RefSeq, a predicted model, not a curated record
AUGGUCCUCAAUAUGGGGGUUGCCAGCAUAGACAUAAUAUACGUAGAUGCCGCGUUGGCCAGCGGGCCGUACGUCACCGCCGCCGCCAUGUUGCCAGAGGCAUUCCUGGGCAAGAUGCCUCACUCCUGUGCUGCGUGGGGCUGCACUAAUAGAGGCACAGAAGAGACAAGAUCGCGUGGUGAAGGAGCCUCUAGGAAUUAUGUAGCGAGUGGAUACAAUGUGUAUGAAGAGGAAAAUGAACACCUACAGGAGGGUCUGAGGGCUAAAGUCAGCGCUUUGAAAAGUGUUGUUGUCCAAAUCAGAACAGAAAUAAGGCAUCAGAAUAAAAUGCUGAAUGAAAUGGACUCAGACUUGGACUCCACAGGCGGUCUGCUUGGUUCCACCAUCGGGAGGGUGAAGCGGCUGUCCAGAGGCAGUCAGACCAAACUGCUGUGCUACAUGCUGCUCUUCUGCUUUUUUGUCUUCUUUGUUCUCUACUGGUUCAUCAAGCUGAGGUGAUAGGAGGAGCCUGCAGAGAUCCCUACAGUCUGUGCCAACAUAUGCAUCACAGAACUAGACCAACAUAAUGAGUGUUUCAGCUCUGAGUAUUUCAUAAAUGAUCCCAAAACUAAGUCAUAAAAAACUUGUUGGCAUUUUUUGUUUUGAGUCCCCUAAAAAAAGUUGCAGGGUCUGAGGUAAAUAUUGACCAUGUGAAGCCAAAAUCAUGUCCAUGCAUUUCUGACCUCCAGAAUAUUUAUGUUCUUGAUAUCAGCCUGAUUUACUCAGAUGACAACAUGAGAGAAAAUAAUCCCAUGUAACAACUGUAGAAGAUUCUGUGUCUCAAACCUCAGUGUUGUGUGGGCACAUUGCAUGAUAAACCUCGAUAAAACGGUCAGCACAUCCUAUGUGGUUAGUAAUUACAUUCUAGAAUAAAAUGUGAACAAAUU